Messenger RNA from Schistosoma bovis, 5981 nucleotides. Lineage: Eukaryota; Metazoa; Platyhelminthes; Trematoda; Strigeidida; Schistosomatidae. The record is from the annotation of a GenBank genome assembly.
GUGGAAUAAUUUAUCAUAUCUUAUUGCGUCAAGGCCUUCUGUUAACGUUUUAAAAUUUAUUGGAACUACAUUGCACUGUCAACCGCGUAUCAUUUGACCUUAUCUAAACCGUCAAAGACUAGGGAUAUUGGACUUUGGGUAUGCGCGCGCUUAUCAAAUACUUUGGUAUAUCUUCAAGACUGUUGCAAUGUGGAAAUGAAUUAAACAUUCUUUUAACACAUGUUACUUAGAUGAUGAGUUGCUUUCCGUACGGCCAUAGAGGCAAUGCCUCUUCUCAUUUCGAGAGGUCCGAAGUAACACAGAAUUGGGUGACUAAUCCUACACAUGGUACUGAUACUACAGGUGGCAGAACACCUGCACCACCCUUAAGGACAACAAGCGCACCUCUUGGAAGUACCAUUGAAAAUAUAUCCUUUAAACCGAAUAAACCAUUACCACUUACACCAGUGGAAGAAGAAAAACGUGACAAAAAGAAAUACAAAAGUGGUGCCAGUAAACUUGGAAAAUUCAAACCAUCUAUUAUGCUAAAUAUAUCAGCACCAGUUAAUGUUAUGCAUAAAGUACACAUUACAAUAGAUCCAGUUACUGGUGAAUUUGAGGGUAUGCCUCCAGAAUGGUCUCACAUGUUAACGGUGGCAGGCAUCACAAAAUGGGAACAACAACAAAAUCCAACUGUUGUACUAAAUGUGUUAAAUUUAUUGAGUAGAAAAGAUGAUACUCCUCAAAAAUAUAUGACAAGUAUUAUAGGACCACCAAGUGCAUUGGAUCUGUCUUCAACUGAUCAAAUUAACACUUCAAACGAUUCAAAUAUUAGUCAAGCACUUUCAUUACCAGCAUCAAAUUGUACCAAAUGUUGUACACCGGAUACAGAACGUGUUACCUCAUUAACUAGAAUAUCAUGUUCAGUUGAUGUCGGACCAAGAAGUAGCAGUUUAAGCAGUGGUCGUGGCAGUAGUGAAGGUAUUGGAAGUCGAAGUGGAAGUGGUAGUGGUGGUGCUGUUAGUCGAAGUAGUAGUAGCGGUCAUGGAGGUGUUGGUGGUUCCAGUGGUAUCCAAAUGUCUGGAAUGGUUCUUAGUCCUUCUGGUAGUUCCAAUGUAGCUAUUCCUCCGUCAAGUAGUUACAGUAGUUCAGGUAGUAGUUAUUCUUCAAGUACAGGAAGUGGGCCAGCACCACCAGCCGUCAUCAAUGGAGUUGAACUUAUACCUGCACCGCUUCUUCCGCAUAAAUUAUCAUUUAGUCCUUCAGGUCAAGCGUUAAAUUAUUCUGCAAUAUCUAAUCCAUCUAUGGAUAACGCAGCUAACACAACUCUUCUUAAUUCGAUAUCUGAUUCCCAAGCAAUUCAUCAAUCUUCACUUACCUUACCUCCAUUAGCCCCAGCGCUUCAUAAUCAUACAUGCGUCGUUGGAAACACUACUUGCACACCUGGUUCUUAUCAACAUCAUCAUUCUAAUAUGGUAUCUCAUAGAGGGGCUACUGAACCCGGGAUCCAUUCAGAUCAUGAAAUAAGAUCAGUAACUAUGGGCUCCUCUACUAAUUUAAGCACUGUCACGAGCAUCAAUAAUCGUUCUAUGCCGCCUCAUCCAUCUCCUUAUGUGAUGCAACCAUCUUCAUCAUCAUUGUCCUCUAAACAAUCCAAUCUAGAUUUUAUCAACCAAACAAAUCAAAAAACUCCCUGGCGUCCACAAAUUCAUUCACAUUUAAAUAAUCCACCACCCCCUUUAUCACCUGGUCUACCAAGACGAUUUGCUGAUGGCAUUCUAUCACCUCCUGACAUUUCUAACAAUGCAACUAUUCAAUAUUGUUCUUCAGGUCAGUCAUCCCCUUCUCCAGCAGGAUCUGCAACUCCGGUACCUACACCACGACGUGAAUCACUUGCUGGUACACCUUCUUGUCAACGAACAAUUUUACCUUUAAAUAAUAAUACUAAUAAUACUAUAAUUGUCAAUAAUAGUGGUGUACAUCCACCACCAAUUGCUACACGUCCCGAGAAAACAAAAUCCAUAUACACUCAACCAGUUGGUGAAGAUAUCAAUUCAACCAUUCAACCCAUCAAUUAUAACGAUGAUUCAUCUAUAAGUAUCAAUUCAACAUCAGUACAACUUCCAAAUGUUUAUUUACAAUCAACUGAUCUUACUAUUUUAUCAAUGAAAAAAUCUAAUUCUUAUGAAUUCGAUGAUGAAUCUACAACAAUGUUAUUAACUAAUAAUAAUAAUACACCUACUAUCCCUACUAUUGUAGAUGAUCAUAAUAAAAUGACAAAUUCUAUUUGUACAACUAUUACCUCUUCUACGAAUACUGAUAUUAAUAAUAUUCGAUCAACAAUCAAUCAAACAAAUACAUCAAUAUCCAUGACAUCAUCAUCAUCAACAACAACAACAACAACAACAAUGCCCAUGACUAAUAUCACCUCUAUACAUAAUCAUUCUCUUACUUGUAGUCAACAUAAUUUUCAUAAUACUAUUAAUACUUCAACUACAACAUGUACAGUUAAAUCAAUAAAUCAUCAACAAAUCUCAUCAAAUACUAUGAUUACUAACCCUAUGGACAAUAAUACUAAUCAUAAUAAUCAUGAUAAUAACCAUACAACUAAUACAUUAGAACGUAAUAAUUUAAAUAAAAAAUGUAAAUCUAAAAUGACUGAUGAAAUGAUACAAGAAAAACUUCGAAUGAUUGUUAGUAUUGGUGAUCCAAAUAGAAAAUAUCAAAGAUUAGAAAAAAUUGGUCAAGGAGCAUCGGGUGUUGUUUACAGUGGAAUUGAAUCAACAACUGGACGUCGUGUUGCAAUAAAACAAAUGAAUUUAAAAAAACAACCUAAAAAAGAAUUAAUUGUUAAUGAAAUUUAUGUAAUGAAAGUUAAAAAACAUCCAAAUGUUGUUAAUUAUUUAGAUAGUUAUCUUGUUGGUGAUGAAUUAUGGGUUGUAAUGGAAUAUUUAGAUGGUGGUUCAUUAACAGAAGUUGUUACUGAAACAUUAAUGGAUGAAGGACAAAUUGCAGCUGUAUGCAGAGAGUGUUUACAAGCAUUGGAAUUUCUUCAUAAAAAUCAAGUGAUUCAUCGUGAUAUUAAAUCAGAUAAUAUUUUAUUAGGAUUAGAUGGUUCAGUAAAAUUAACUGAUUUUGGUUUUUGUGCUCAACUUAGUCCAGAACAAACAAAACGUUCUACAAUGGUUGGUACACCAUAUUGGAUGGCACCAGAAGUAGUAACAAGAAAACAAUAUGGACCAAAAGUAGAUAUAUGGUCACUUGGUAUUAUGGCUAUUGAAAUGAUUGAUGGUGAACCACCAUAUUUAAAUGAAAAUCCUGUUCGUGCUCUUUAUUUAAUUGGUACAAACGGUAAACCAGAGAUUAAAGAACGUGAUAAAUUAAGUGCAGAGUUUCUAGAUUUCUUAGAUCGAUGCCUUGAAGUCAAUGUAGAUUUACGUGCAUCUGCAUUUGAACUACUUAAGGUAAGCAUUUCUUUUUUUUCUUAAAUCAUGUCCUUUUAAUUAUGUAUUUAUCUAUUUAUUAUUCAUUAGAAAAUACUGUUUUAGAAAUAUUGUUGGUAUGUCAAUAGCGGAAUAAUGCUCGACCUCUUACUUACUUACGCCUGUUACCCCCAAUAGAGCAUAGGCUGCCGACCAGUAUUCUCCAAGCCACUCUGUCCUUGGCUUUUCUUUCUAGUUCUAUCCAACUGUCGUUCAUUCUUCUUAUGUCUGUCACCAUUUCUCGAUGUAAUGUGUUCUUUGGUCUUGAGGAUUCCAUGUGAGGACUUGCCUUGUGACGCAGUUGGAUACUUUCCACAAUGUGUGUCCCACCCACUUGCAGUGCUUCUUUGUGGUUUCUUCCUCCACUGGAAUCUGGUUUGUUCUCUUCCACAGUAGUUUGUUGUUGAUAGUGUCUGGCCAACGGAUUUGAAUUAUUUUGCAUAGACAGCUGUUGAUAAGCACUUGUAUGUUCUGGAUGAUGGUUUUCAUAGUUCUCCAAGUUUCCCCUCUUACUGCUACUACUAAUAAUAACAUAAAUAUCAUACUCGUUUAACAAGUUAGCAGCUCCCCUGAGUUAUUAACUGAGUAAAUAUGGGUUGGCUGUUUAAAGUGAUAAUCAUUGGAUUCGACUCUCGCUAUGAUUGCGAACACUGGAAUUCGACAGGAGAAUCCUUUUGAAUAGUUCCAAAUGAAGUAAAAUGUGCAUCCUGGAUUUUACUACUAGUCACAAUCUUUCUUUUUUAUAAAUAUUUCUGAUAUCAGUUCAUUAAGUUGUAAAAAAUUGGUGAACUAUCAUUCCACAUUACUCUCUAUUUACCUAUUCUACCGUAAUUUAACAUGUUGUUGAUUAUUCUCAACAUGGUUAUUGCUGAUGAAUGAUGAGUAAAAUGUCUCAAACAAUUCAGAAACAGAAGGACAUCGGUAAGUCAUACACAACGUAGAACUUGGCAUAUAUAUGCAUCGGUUCAGGUUGCUACACCAUAUCUGUACAGCAAGAUGCUGGAAUAGUAUAGGUAGUAAGAGUGUGGCGUGUGGUACUGAUGUCGACAGAUAUAAGUAAUAUGUAUCAUCAAUCGAAAGUGAAAUACCUGGCGGCAGAAAGUUAAGAAGAUCAGAGAAAAGAGGAUAAUUGGUGUGGAAACAACGAAACAAGAAAGCAUGAAACGAUUGAUUAACAUUUUGUAAAUGAAGUAUUUAUUGUAUGGUUAUAAGAUUUUACUGAGAGAUUCUGUGAUUUUGUAAUGAGAUACAUUUGGUUGUCCCCACUUGCGUUCUCGUUCACUCCCCCCUUCCAGCCAAACAAGUCGGUGAAACCUAUUAGGCCCUUCUGGAGAGAAACAGGCCACAUCGAAGCACGGCAAAACUACCGGGGCCAGAAUAGUCGUUUCUGAAAUCCUUUGAAGUUUGCCCAAUGACGAGCAACUCUAUAUGAUGCAUGCACCACUUUCGAAAAAUUUUUGUCGUUUUCCAUUCCAAAUGUAAUUGUGCUAUGUUUCUCUGUGGGUUUCGUAAUCGAUUGGUCGGUAUAGGUAAGAGUGGAUGAUUAGCCCGAUCUCCACCACCCGUAUUACCGCUCACGUUAGUUUAUGAGUCAUUCGUUUCAUUAUCCAGGAGGCACGACGCGGACGUGUGAGUCAGAUUUUGCCUCGUUCACUACAAAAGUACUAAUAGCAGUAGUAAAGAUUAGGCAUCCAAGAUGUAACUUUAAAAAACGCAUGGAUUCAUGGAAUAAAAAAAAUACCUUUUAGAAUAAUUCAGAAACUUCAGCACAUCAAGAAAGAUAAAGCAUGAACAUAUCUGCGUCAUUGAAAACAGUUUUGAGCCAUGUCGAAUAAACCCUCUAACCACUGAUUACGAUGAUCACACAAACCUCGAACCAUAUAGUCUACAUCUGCACGCCACGUCACUAUCUUCGGUCACUGUUAACUUUCUCCAUAUUGAUUUUCUAUUUAUUGGCUUUUUCAGUAGUAGUAUGAUAAUUGGAACUAAUUUAUCUGUCCAAUCAUGUUAGGUUCCACAUUAUUCAAUCAUUCAACAUUAUUAUCCUUAUUUAAUAAUCAUAAUCAUAACUUCAAUCAUAGAUCAUUUAAGGUAAUAGUGAAUGUUUAUCAACUGAUAUAGUAGUGUAUUAUUAUUAUCCUUAAAUGAUAAUUCAUGUUAUACUAGAACAGAAUCAUACAGUCCCUUCAUUGUAUGAGAUUCAUUUUCACAGAAUGAAUCAAAUAUCCACUUUAAAUGAAUAAAUAAAUAAGCAUCAAAUAGAUGUGUAUACUUUGAACUUCUAUAAUACAUAAUGACCAUUUCAUUGGUAUUGAUUAAUUUGUCAUUAUCUGGAUUGAUUAUAUUACUAUCUCUUAUGUCAAGUAUCAUCUUUUAUGUAUGAGUUAUUUAGCAAGUAUUGAAAUUCAUCUAAUUCACAUUGAAUCUACUAGUUAUAAAGCUUUAAAUAGCUUAUAUAAUCAGUUAUUCAUUUGAAUACAUAAAUAUUGAUACAAAGGGGCACCGAAUACAUAUGCGCCA